GGAGGAGUUAGUAGCAACAGCAGUCAGAGCCGGACUACUCACAAGUUAAGUUAACUUGAGAGAAGCAACGUUAACGUUAACGCUAACACAACAACAUAGCUAAGUCUCAAACUAAAACUAAAACUCAGAUUCAGACUAAAACUAAAACUUAAAUUCAUAUGUAAGCCGGUACGGGUCUUGGUGUAUUCACUUUACAUCCACGUUAAUUUAACAAACUGGGCUUGUCAAUAUAAAUAUACAUACAAGUGUUGUUUAAGGUAUGAUACAUACAUUACAUACAUGUAAAAACAUACAUGUUAGCGCGCGCACGUAUACCGGGGGAUAGAGUUUAGUAUUAACGUUAAAACGUGAUCGUGUGUAGUUGAUCGAGUACUUUGUAGUCGAGUAUCAAGAAGGGGUUUGUCGACUACUACUUUCGCCUUGAUCAAACCGACUACGUCCUCAGUCUCUUCAAAUCCUUUAUACGACACACAUCAUACUUAAACUACUUAAACUUGCACUUUUUAUUAUACAAACUCAACUAAAGUACAUUAAUUACGUGUCAUUUAUAUACUUUAUUUAUUUUAUUUAUUACUCAGUAAUAAUGUUCCUCAAUAUUCGCUUGAUUAUUGUUACCAUCAUUUUAACACAACGUAAGAAUCUCAGUGCUAGGGGUGAAGAUGCCUUGCAAAUUCGACAAACAUUUAAUCAAAGUAAUAAUAACAAUAAUCGUGGACGUGAGAGCAUCAACAAAACGGAUAUGUUGUAUCCUGAACAUCAAAUACCGGCAAUUAUUCAACCUGGAAAUGUAUCCAAGUUUUAUUAUCUAAGUCACAGAGACGGGCAUCCUUUGACGCUCAUUGUAACACCCUGUACUGGAGCCAUUCAGUGGACUGUCAACUGCCUCGAGGCACCGCCGGAUAAUCGACAAGGUGAAGCUGAAUCAGCAGCAUUGACACGAUGGCCCGUAAAUGCACUUAUUCCCGGAUCACCGUUAUUCAGCUACCAAGGCGACGAAGCGCAAAACUUUACGAUUCCGCGAGUACGUGCGGGACUUUAUAGACUCGAGAUAAAAACUACAGACAUAACUACGCGUACUAACAUUCCCGAUAGAUCACCGAAGACGGUCUUGCUCUACGCAACCUCCAGUGCGUUGGAUCAUCUCCCGGUAUCCUAUGAGAGUACUCGCGGCAAGCGGCAUCGCGCAUUGAGAUUUCAGCCGAGAAGAAAUAGACGGAGACUCACUGUUUCCUGGAGCAAAAGUCAUGUAGAUCCACACAUGUCUAAUUACUGUCUCGCGGUAACCUCCGGGCCGGUAGUCCAUCCUCCGACACUUUGUGCCGCUCAAAACGUCCUGGAAACUCAUUCGCGGCCGAUUAAAAGCUCUGGAUCAUCACGAGAGCAUCAACAUCGCGGCAAUCCAGAGGGUCUUCACUGUUUCAAUCAAACAAAACUCACUUUGCAUGGUCUUAAAUACAAUACAACGUAUGACUUUACUCUUUAUGUGGUGAGCACGAGAAACAAUGUAUCGACACGAAUAUCCACCGAAUCGUUUAAAUUCCGUCGUACGCCCGCCCAAGUGUUACGGACUGGUCGUUAUGUUACCGCGAAUUUACGUAAAUAUGAUGGAUUUAUGAAUUUCCAAUAUCAGCCGCCGCACAACGGCACCACGGAAUUUUAUAUUUUGCCAUGUGGCGGCGGAAUCGUGAGAGCUAAACUUCGCGGCCCGUCUGGAUUUAUAAGGAAAAAAGAAGUAGUAGGUCACGCAUCUUUAAAAGCGCCGUCAUUAGAACCAGGCAGUCGUUAUAUUCUUGGAAUUUACGCAACACCUCAGGAGUUAAUAAAAGUAUCGUCAGUUAAAGUUUUAGCGACACAAGAAGGAUCUGUUUUAUAUCCAGAAAAUUUGUUGAAGCAGGUUCCAACAAAAAGCGCACCUCGGGAGUAUCGAUCCCUACGUAAAUGUCACGAAGUAACAGUCGGGGUUGAGUCAGCAGGAGCCGCUAAGUACUGCGUCCUGGUACGGGAAUUAAGAGGCGCCUCUUCUGUCACGGGGAUCUUGAGCAUUCCCGACCAGUGCGGUCUCCAUCGUCGACGCAGGUCCGAGUAUACACUCGAGCAGUGCGAGGACAAGACGAAUCCGCCGGACAACCGCGCGCUUCUUUUCACCAUAAAACGACUACAGCCCGCGAAAGCUUACUUAGUCCAGAUAACUGCUCAAAUUCACGGCCAGUCUCUCUCGUAUCCUCUCAUCGACGUUCACACCCGGAGAUGCCAGCUAUAAAAUUUAUUUUUAUUUUUUAAAGCUCAUAGUUCGUAAAAACAAACAAACCUUGUAAAUAUUUAACAAACUGAAAAAAAAAAAAGAAAAA
Molecule: messenger RNA, 2348 nt
Organism: Microplitis mediator
Lineage: Eukaryota; Metazoa; Arthropoda; Insecta; Hymenoptera; Braconidae
Gene: nord
Product: protein NDNF
Exons: 7
Coding region: 584-2260 (558 amino acids)
Source: RefSeq, a predicted model, not a curated record